AUGUCGAAACGAAAUCCACCACCUGGUGAUCCCGGGCUGAAGGAACUCCAGGCAAUCUUUAAUGAAGUAACUAGAAAUCCUACUCAAUCGCAACAAAACCAAAAAGGAGUCGCUUUCGACUUACAAGACAAUGAUAAUCAGGAUGAUGUACCUUUAUUUUUAAAGGACAUGACUCCAAAGGAAAGCGAUAGUUUCCUAUAUACAAAUUCUACCGGUAUUUCGCCGCUUCUUUAUAAGCAAACUAAUAACGAUUAUGGUAAUUGGUUAAAAAAUCUUAAAAGUCCGCAUCUAUUCCCAGUUAAUGAAGAAACAACUCCAAAUCAGCAAUCUAAGGGUACUACUUCAAGAAAUCCAAAUUCAGUUUUUGCUUCUCCGCUUUUAUCUGCACGAUCAGGUCUAAACUCAGCAAGAAAGUUAAAACGACAAUAUUCACAGUCAUAUCAGCCAAAGAAAAUCGAACAAACACCUGA
Messenger RNA from Trichomonas vaginalis G3, 470 nucleotides. RefSeq lists its product as uncharacterized. The annotation marks the transcript as partial. The record is from RefSeq and is a predicted model, not a curated record. Lineage: Eukaryota; Parabasalia; Trichomonadida; Trichomonadidae. The transcript has a single exon.